CUCAAUAUAUCACCAUCUCUGCAUCUGGAAACGAAACAGAUGAUGUAUCAUCGAGAUGAACACCAAUUAACAGCUGACCGGGGACGACAUCUCAGCUCGCAUACAAAGCAUGUACAUCAAAUACUGGUAUAAAGUUUGAAUAGAAUGUGUAAAAGCACACAGUCAACCACCGCAGUCUCGACAAGAUCAGACACACCAGAUCCUCCGUACAACACCAAAUCACACCAACAGACAACAUGGCUCCCGUAACCGAAGUACCCCGAAAGGUCGAAUGGAACGGCAAGCAGGUUCCGGUCUACCCUAUGGAGACAAUCGACUUCUCUGCGAUCCUCUCCCAAGAGCCUGCCGAGCUGGAGAAGCUUCUCCAGUGCUGCAAAGAGCAAGGUUUCUUCUACCUGGAUCUCAACAACGUUGAUGGACGUCGGUUCAUUGACGACCACCAGGAGCUGUUGAAGCUUAUGCAUCGAUUUUUUGAGUCUCCUCUUGAGGUUAAGAACGAAUAUGGACUGAUAGCUCCUCAUCUUGGAUACGAGCCAGUUGGUUCGCGCAACGGCGUUCUCGAGGACACACGGGAUGGCUACGAGAUGGUGAAGGUAUCUCGCGAUGAGAUUCAACGCGAGUCCCCUCACAUUCCUCGCAACAUCAAGAAUAGCGGUGAUCUCAAGAUCCUUGAGAAUGCCAUCUCUGGCAACAACAUCAUGGGGAAAGCCAUUCUGGCAGCUCUCUCGACGGCGUUCGGCCUUACUGGUGCUGCGCGCUUUGAAAACUUGCAUCGCAACCACCGCCCUUCGACAAGCACUUUGUCCAUGAUGCACUAUAUCCCGUCCAACCCUGCUAAGGACGGUAACGUCGGUCACCAGAAGCAUACUGACAUCAGUUCGUUGACCGUACUCUUUACUGAGCAGUGGGGUCUCCAAAUCCGCCCACCCGGCAGCAAGGAAUUCGGCUUUGUCGAGCCCAAGAAGGGUCAAGCUAUCAUCAACGUCGGUGAUUCAUUGCGCUUCGCUAGUGGCCACACUUUCCAGUCGUGCAUUCACCGUGUUGUGCCGUACAACUACAGCGAACAUCGCUACUCCGUUGCAUACUUUCUGCGCGCUGAGGACGAGACCAUGUUCCAGGACAGCGAGGGCAGAUUCGUUACAGCACGCACGUGGCACGAUGAGAAGUUCUUGGCUUUCCUUGCAUCGCCUGCAGACCAGGCUGCUGCUCCAAGCUCUAUGUUGUUGGGCGGCAUGCAGGAGGAUGAGACUGAUGUUUACAGCCUGCCUCAACCAAAGCCUGUUGCUGCGGACGCGGCCAAGAGCUCUACUGUCGAAGUGACCACCGUUGAGAUUAGUGCUUAGUGGAAACCCCUCUGGUCCAUGUGUUCCGUGGCACGAUCUUACGAAAUGUUCCAGAUAAAUUGUAUAUAGCAAGCA
Molecule: messenger RNA, 1418 nt
Organism: Alternaria alternata
Lineage: Eukaryota; Fungi; Ascomycota; Dothideomycetes; Pleosporales; Pleosporaceae
Product: Clavaminate synthase-like protein
Exons: 2
Coding region: 237-1343 (368 amino acids)
Molecular function (GO): dioxygenase activity
Source: RefSeq, a predicted model, not a curated record